AUGAGGUCCAAAAGCAGCGGGGUGGAGAGCCCGACCAAUGGGGUGCUUGGGGUUCCACAGGGUGACCCCGACAUCAGCCAAGAACAGGAAGUGGGUCUGCCCGUGAAGAGCCUGAAGGCCAAAGUUCAGCAGAAGGACGGUGAAGAGAAUUUGGAGGUGGAGGUGAUCUCUGACAAAGAGAAGCUCCUCCUUGAUUCCUCUGAGGUGGGAGAAAAAAGAGGAGACAUCAUGGAUCUGUCCAAAAAGGAUCUGCUGAAACUGCUGGGGAUCAUGGAAGGAGAGGUUCAGGCCAGAGAAGAUGUUAUCAGCAUGAUGAAGUCCAAACAGACUGCCCCAGAGGAGCUGGAAUCACGUUACGGCUCUGCGGCCCCUGGUUCAGCCCUGCAGGCCCUACAGAGGGACGGCAUCGUCGCUGGCAGCGAGCCACACGACCACAGCGUUUACCAAAAGCCUAUGGUGGAGCUGGAGCGUCUGCAGGAGAAGCACAAGGAGACGUACCGGAGGAUGCUGGGUCAGUUGCUGAUGGCUGAAAAGUGCCACCGCCGCACCGUCCAUGAGCUGGACACAGAGAAACGCAAACACGUAGAUUACAUGAACAAGAGUGACGACUUCACCAACCUGCUGGAGCAGGAGAGAGAAAGGCUGAAGAGAUUGCUUGAGAACGAGAAAUCCUACCAGGUAAGAAAGGAGAAGGAGCACUCUAAACGCCUGGCCAAGGUGCGAGAGGAGCUGGUUAAGCUAAAGUCCUUUGCCCUGAUGUUGGUCAAUGAGCGGCAGCAGCACCUGGAGCAAAUGGACCAACAGAGCCAGCGUGCCCAGGAACUCAGCCAGCAGCUCCAGCAGUGGGAACAGGCACUGAGUGAAGCCAGGGAGCGUGCUCAGGAGGAUGGCCACAGGGUGCUGAGCCUGGAAGCUGAGCUUAAAGAGAAAUCUGCCAAGCUUACCCAACAACACGAAGAAAUGAAUGCCAAGCUGGCCAGUCAGGAGAUAAACAACCGUCAACUUAAUGCCAAACUUUUAGGGCUUACGCAUAAAGUGGAGGAGCUAGAGGAUAGCAACAGGGCCUUGAAGAAAUCUGAGGAGGAGCUGCAGGAGCUGAGGGAAAAGAUCAGCAAAGGCGAGUGCGGAAACUCAAACUUAAUUACUGAGUUGGAGAAAUUGCGGAAACGGGUAAUGGAGAUGGAGGGGAAGGAUGAGGAAAUCACCAAGACUGAAAAUCAGUGUAAGGAGCUCAGAAAGAGGCUACAAGAGGAGGAUGGUAAGAGCAAAGACCUAAGGCAGGAAGUGGAGAAGCUCCAGAAAAGAAUGAUGGAGUUAGAGAAACUUGAAGGUGCCUUCAGCAUAAGCAAGGCCGAGUGUGCACAGUUACACACUGCUCUUGAGACGGAGAAGGGCCUCACAAAAGAACUCUCAGACGAAGUUGUCGCUCUCAGGAUCCGUAUGAAAGAGGUCGAGUCUUCUGAACUCAAGUUAGAAAAGUCCGAACUGAGCCUCAAGGAUGACUUGAGUAAGCUAAAAUCUUUGACUGUUGCUUUAAUGGAAGAACGAAAGACCCUGAUGGAAAGAACAAAGUCAGACGAGAAGAAAAAGGAGGAUUUGAAUAAGAUGGUCACAGUUGAGCAGGGUAAAGUUAUGGAGGUCACUGAGAAAUUGAUAGAGGAAAGCAAAAAGCUCUUGAAGUUGAAAUCAGAGAUGGAAACCAAAGUGGAGACUCUAACCAUUGAAAAGGGGGAGCUUAGCACUCAGCUAGCCUAUGAAAUUGAUAAAACUAAGGAUCUUAGUUCCAAGGUCAGUCAAAUGAAAAAGAGGUUAGAUGGGUUCGAGCAAGCAGAACAGCUAUCAGUGAAGAAUUCAGUGAAAUGUGAACUGGGAAGAAUGUCUGAUACCAUCAAAAGAGAAGACAACAAAGUUAAGGAGCUGACAUUUGAAAUUGAACGCCUGAAAAAUCGUCUCAAACAACUUGAAGUCGUUGAGGGAGAUCUGAUCAAGACAGAGGACCAGUACGACAUGUUGGAGAAAAAGUUUAUGACUGAACAAGACAAAGCCAAUGUUCUUUCCCAGCAAGUGGAAGAAAUGAGGGGUCAAAUAGCACGGAACAAAGCAAUCGAGAAAGGAGAGGAGGAAAGCCAGGAAGCAGACCUACGACAGCGAUGCAAGAGGGAGGAGGUUAAAACCAGGGAACUUCAGGCAGACGUUGUAGCCCUCAAAGAGAAGAUCCAUGAACUGAUGAACAAGGAAGACCAACUUUCUCAGCUCCAAGUGGAUUACUCUGUCCUGCAGCAGAGGUUCUUGGAAGAGGAGGAGAGAGCCAAGAACAUGGGCACAGAAGUUUUCCAUCUCACCAAAGAAUUGGAGAUAGCAAAGCGUCAAAGUCGAGCCCUAAGGCCAAGUUUGAAUGGGAGGAGAAUGGUGGACGUUGCUGUGACAUCCACUGGAGUUCAGACGGAGGCGUCGUCCACUGGACCAGCAGAGGAGGAUACCCCAGCUGUGUUCAUCAGGAAGUCUGUUCAAGAAGAGAAUCAUAUAAUGAACAACAUCAGACAAAAAUGCCUGAAGAAGCCAGUAGAUAAGAGUGGUGUUGAGCGUUCCCCUUCAUCUAGCAGCGACUUGGGUGUGAAGAAAUCCUGGAUUCCCUGGAUGAGGAAAAAGGACAACACCCCUCAAGAGACCAACUUGGGGAAGCAUCUGCACAUUAACGGAGGUCAUCUGUCUUCUGAGCUGACCAUGUCCCAAAAGCAAGGGCAGCCUUUACACAUCCGUGUAACACCGGACCACCAAAACAACAUGCACACUCUUGAGAUCAGCAGUCCCACCGCUGAGGACGCUUUCUCUCGCUCGGCUCCCCUCAGUCCAAACCCAUCGCAACCUAAAUCCAGAAUCACAAUCAUUCCAACAUACUCUGCUCCAACCCACAAAAAAAAGUCCACCACUGGACCUCAUGGGCCAGAAAGAUCCAAGUCUCCAGUCACCAUCACAACGAUAUCCAGAGCCAAGUCUCCAGAAAGCAGCCGAUCCCCCUCCACUGGCUUAGGAAGGCCCUUGUCCCCUGUCUCUAUUAUGACAGUGAGCACUGCUAUAGUGCCAGAAGCAUCUGCCUCCCCAGAACCCCAGGAGAUGACUAUGGGCCGUGCUGUGUUCAAGGUUACCCCCGAGAAGCAGAUGGUGCCAAUGCCUAUAAGAAAGGGCCCCAACAACACCAGCAUCAUCACCACCACAGACGAUAACAAGAUCCAUAUUCAUCUAGGCAACACUAUGAGCCCAAAGAUGGUAGUCAGGCCAGUGGUUUCUACAACAGAGAGCAAGGAAAUGACCUUGUCAACUGGGACAGUUUUACGCUCCCCCCGCCAGAUCACCACCACUGCUACCAGGAGCACACAGAGCAAAGUGAUGAGCACCAUCACAAUUUCCCCUGUUACAUCCACCACCUCCAGACCCACACAGAGCAUGACUGGGCACGACGCCCAGCCACCUCGCACAGGACUGACCCGCAUCCCAAUGUCCAAGAGCCUGAAGACAGGGAAAGCUGUGCUGGGAUCCCUGGGGAUUUCGGGUGGAGUGAAACUGGAAUCCCGUGCUGAGAGUCAGUCGAUGAGGAUAGAAGUUAAAAAAUCCACUGUGAAUAACAAUACUUUACAAAAUGGUGGGAAAGCCUGAUUGGUAGAAUAGUACCAAUGAAACACUCAAAUAUAUCUAAAUAUGGUGCUUUAGAAACAUUAAAACAAUACCCACAGAAAAGUCAGCUAGAUAUUGCAAGACCUUUUUUUUUGUAAUUAAAUAAGCCAUUUUUAAUUUUUGUAAAGUCAUUUGUACUUGUUUCUCUUAUGCAUUUCUGCCAUUUAGAAAAAACAUAUUCUCUGUAUUUGCAGUGUGAAUUGUGAUGGAUUAAAUAUUAUAUCAGGCCGUGCUGCUACUAACAGUGUCUUGCUUUGAGUGGUUGUUUCACAUAUAUGGAGUUUGUUGAUAAUAUUUUAUAAGGUCACUUUAUGAGUAAAAAUAUUUGUUUUCUUGUAAAUUAUUAUUUUUUUCUGUAAAAGAUUUGUACUGAAAUGUAUUUUAAAUAAAUGUAAUUUCAAAGGG
Messenger RNA from Centropristis striata (black sea bass), 4077 nucleotides. Its product is annotated as filamin-A-interacting protein 1-like. The record is from RefSeq and is a predicted model, not a curated record. Lineage: Eukaryota; Metazoa; Chordata; Actinopteri; Perciformes; Serranidae. The transcript has 5 exons. The coding region runs from base 1 to 3654 and encodes 1217 amino acids.